Molecule: messenger RNA, 3554 nt
Organism: Jaculus jaculus (lesser Egyptian jerboa)
Lineage: Eukaryota; Metazoa; Chordata; Mammalia; Rodentia; Dipodidae
Product: zinc finger protein 26-like
Exons: 5
Coding region: 306-1949 (547 amino acids)
Biological process (GO): regulation of transcription by RNA polymerase II
Molecular function (GO): DNA-binding transcription factor activity; RNA polymerase II cis-regulatory region sequence-specific DNA binding
Source: RefSeq, a predicted model, not a curated record
GCGGCAGGGCGCGGACCGGGAAAGGCCGCAUCUCCCCGCCGAGGACGACCCUCCUCCGCGGGCCGGCGGGUCGCGGGCUGGUGCUCCUGAGACCCGGAUCUUCUGCCGGCGACCUCGUGAAGUCAGCUGACGACUGCCAUCGUCCCUGGCCCCAGAGGGCGAGUGGAGGCCCGAGGCGCAGGAGUAAAGCGACCCCAAGGAGGAGUUGCCCUGGGAAAGAGGAGACGAAUGGGAAAUGCAUUGAAAACCAUUGGCUUAGCAGAGCACAGGAUUUAUUGAGGGCAUACAUUUCCUAUGAGAUACAAAUGGACUUGGUGACCUUUGAGGAUAUAGUUGUGGACUUCACUCAGGAAGAGUGGACUUUACUGGACUCAACUCAGAGAAACCUAUAUAGAGAUGUGAUGUUGGAGAACUACCAGAACCUGGCAACAUUAGGAUGUAAAAUACACCUUAAAGCAAAAGGAACAGCACUUCAGAAGGAUACUUUCUGGUCAAAUAUAUCAAAUUUACCACAGUUGUCAGGAAGCCACAAUAGAGAGGAACUUUGUAUCUCUAAGAAAGUUGGAAACGUCUUCAGUGAAUACCCAUGCUUGCAGACACACAUGAGUACUCUAAAUACAGAAAACACAUCUGAGAAUAAUUUGUAUAGAAAAGACUUACUUCCUUUGCUCAGGAAAACCUCUACUGAAGAGGAACUUUCUUUGUUGAUUCAACAUGAAGAAGUCUCGGCUCUGAGUUCAACAGAUGUUUACCAGAGAACAUGCAUUCAAGACCAAUCCUUUGAACAAAAUGAUGAUGGAAAACCCUUUGUUAAUCACUCACAUCUUCAGGCACAUAACAAAGCUGACAAUAGAGAAAAUCCCUAUGAAUGGGACCAAUGUGAAAAAGCUUUAAUUCAACCUACAAGUUGUUCUACUUAUGUUCAAACAUAUCCUAUAAAAGAAACCUAUGGAUUUAGAGAUUUCGUCAGAAAUCCUUUCUACCUGAAUAAUGAUAUGGGAACUCACAUGUUGGAGAAACCCCAUGAAUGUAAGGAAUGUGGAAAAGCCUUCACUACAAACUCAGGCCUUACUACACAUAUACGAAGCCACAGUAGACAGAAGGCCUAUGAGUGUAAAGAGUGUGGAAAAGUAUUUGGUAAAUCUUCAGGCCUUAUUGAGCAUAUGAGAAGUCAUACAGGAGAGAAGCCCUUUGAAUGUAACCAAUGUGGGAAGGCCUUUGCUUCUUCAUCAUAUCUAAUUGCACAUUUGAGAACACAUACUGGAGAGAAGCCUUUUGAGUGUACAGUAUGUGAGAAAGCAUUUACUCGUUCCUCCUACCUUCGCAUUCACAUGCGAACACACACAGGAGAGAAACCAUAUGAAUGUAAGGAAUGUGGGAAAACCUUUGCUGUGCGCUCAUGCCUUAAUAUACAUUCACGAACACACACUGGGGAGAAGCCCUAUGACUGUAAGGAAUGUGGGAAGGCCUUUACAAGUUUUCGUCAACUGACUGAACAUAUGAAAACUCACACUGGUGAGAAACCUUUUGAAUGUCAGGUAUGUGCAAAAUUCUUUAGAAAUUCCUCCUGUCUUAAGAAACACUUUCGAAUUCACACAGGAAUAAAACCAUAUCAGUGUAAAGACUGUGGAAAAGCCUUUAGUGGUCGCAGUGGCUUUACAACACAUGUACUGACUCACACUGGGGAGAAGCCAUAUGAGUGUAAGGAAUGUGGGAAAGCUUUCAGAACAUCCUCAAGUCUUAUUGAACACAUAAGAACUCACACUGGAGAGAAACCAUUUGAAUGUCAUCAAUGUGGGAAGGCCUUUGCAUCUUCUUCAUAUCUUACUACACAUUUGAGAACUCACACUGGAGAGAAACCAUUUAAGUGUUCGGUAUGUGGGAAAGCAUUUACACGUUCCUCCUAUCUUCGUGGACACAUACAAAGUCACACUGGAGAGAAACCUUGAGUGUGUAAGAAUUGUGGAAAAGCCUUCACUGAGUGUUCAUGCCUUACACUCAUAUGGCUUAUUGAACACAUGAGGAAGAACACACUUGGGAGAAGCCCUAUCGAUGUCAGUAAUAAAGGAACACAUUCAUUAACUUUCCUGAACUUAUUGAAAGUUUGAAAACUCAUACUGGUAAGCUUUUUGAAUGUCAAAUAUGUACAAGUCUUAGAAGUUCCUUAUAUUUUGAGAAGCACUUCUGAAUUCAUAUGGUGAUAAGACCAUGUCAGUGUAAGGACUGUGAGAAAGCCUUCAGUAGAUGUACUGACUUUAUGACACAUGUACUGACUCACCCUGGGGAGAAACUUUAUAUGUGCAGAAAACGUGGGAAAGCCUUCACUGCUUCCUCCCACCUUCAACAUUUAGAAAUCACAUAGGAGAGAAAUCUUUUGAAUAUGACCAGUUUGGGAAGGCAUUUGUUUCCUCCUCAUCUCUUAAGAACUCACACUGAAGAGAUGCCCUUUGAGUAUACAUUGUGUGGCAAAGCAUUCAAGUGUUCCUCCAACCUUUGUAGUUACAUGAGAAAACACAUUGGAGAGAAAAACCUGCGUUAGCAUCAUGGAAAAGCCUUUAUUGAGCACUUAGGCCUUACUAAACACAUAAGAACACUGGUUUCUGAGGAGAUGACCCAGCAGUCAGAGGCCCUUGCUUGCUGAGCUUUCUGGCCUGGUUUCAGUUCCAUAGUACUCAUUUAAGGCCAGAUGCACUAAGUGGCACAUCCAUCUGGAGUUCAUUUGUAGUGGCAAGAGACAUUGGAGUGUGUACUCUUCCCCCAUCUCUUUAAUGGGAAUAUUUUUUUAAAAGAAGGAUAUAACACCAGAGAGAAGCCCUAUGGAUAUGAGGAAUGUGGGAAAGCUUUCACUGUUCCUUCAUAUUUAUGUAACCAUAUAAGAAUUCACAGUGGAUAUAAACUAAAUGGAAAAACUUCACGUGUUCUUUUAAUCUUGCCGAACAAAAUUACUGGAGGGAAAUAAUUUGAAUGUAAGGAAUGAGGAAAACUUAAGUGCUCACUUCUUGGUAAUGACAUUCGUAUUUAGUGAAGAAACCUUAUCAUGGUAAGCACUGUGGAAAUGUAUUCAGCUGAUCCUUUCACUUUAAAGGCUUGUUGGACCUCAUACUCAAACAUGUCUUAUGAGUGUAAAGAACUUGGAAAGGUCAUUAAUGUCCACUUACAAUGUGGCUGAGGCCAUACAGUGUAAGAAAAAUGGAAAGUCUUCUGUUUCCUUGGCUUUUACUAAAUAUAUGUACAAUUCCAGUACACUGGAAACUACUGAUGUAUUAUAUGUAUGAAACUUAUAGUUCUGCUAAAAUAAUUUGAUAUUCACUUAUGAUCUCAAAGUAGAAAAAAAAACUUCAUGCAAUGUAAUGCUACUUUUAAAUAUUCCUCUACUUUUGCUAAAUGUGGUUAUCCACACUGAAGUGCAUAUGCAUACAAUCAAUAUGGCAAAUGCUUCCAUUGUCCUGAAAUUUUGUGUACUGACAGUGAUGUAUUUCUAGGUGGCUCUACAUAUUUACUUUCAAUGUUUUGAAUAUUUCAUAUAUUUCAAUAUAUGCAUGCAUUUUUAAAGA